CGACAGUGCACAGUAAAUACACAGGCGACGGGCAAAGCAACAGUGUCGCUGCUUUUCGCAUUAUAUUCCCCCAUUGGGCGUGGUAAAUGAGUGACAGCAAAGUGAUGGACAGUGAUUGGAAUACGGAAACUUACCGUACGAUCCCGCAGAUGGAGCUUGCGGAACCACCUGAGACCAAGGACACCCGAAGCGAUGGGCCCCGGCACCAGCAGAAGAGCCCCCAGGGCAAUAUGUUCGUGCAGAGCAUGUUCGACAUGACGCUAAUAACGAUCAACUUUUGCCAAAUAUGCUACAUACUGAAGGUUGGCCCCGGUUUGGGAUGGCUGUACUACUUUCUGCUCGGUCUGUUCGGUGUGUCGCUCGUGGUGCUGUUCAUACACGGGUUCAUGGGAUUGUGCGGACGGUUUCGAUGUAGCAAACCAAUCCCGAUCGGUUGUUUCAACUGCCUGUACAACACGUCCAUGUUUAUGGUGGUGAUUGUGUACAUGGUCAAUCUGGUUGGGAGCGUGCUGAUGCUGAAGGAAGCCGAGAACAAGUGCCAACUGAUGCUGGAGCAUACGAAAUCGAUCAUCUCUCCGGUGGUCGAUUUGCCGCAACCUGAUUUGAGCUCAUAGUGUGAUUCCACUUGUUUCGGUUGAAAUUAUCCUUACAGAAGAAUGCACUAUAGAUGAUUGUUGCUUUUCA
Anopheles coluzzii is the source of this 684-nucleotide messenger RNA. RefSeq lists its product as uncharacterized. Bases 87 to 614 code for a protein of 175 amino acids. Gene Ontology annotation, biological process: cell adhesion; tissue regeneration. NCBI's taxonomy places the organism in Eukaryota, Metazoa, Arthropoda, Insecta, Diptera, Culicidae. The transcript has 3 exons. The record is from RefSeq and is a predicted model, not a curated record. Gene Ontology annotation, cellular component: membrane.